AUGUGGUUGCUGACACUAGGUGGGGUUUUCCUGGCAGCUGCUCAGGCCUGUGUCUUCUGCCGUCUCCCAGCCCGAGACUUGUCAGGCCGCCUGGCUCAACUCUGCAGCCAGAUGGAGGCCCAGUGGAAGGACUGUCAGUCCUCCUGGAACUUCUCAGCCUUUGCCUUAGAUGAAGGGUCCAUGAACAAAGUCACAGAGAAAACUCACAGAGUUCUGAGGGUCAUAGAGAUCAAAAAGUCUCUCUCCUCACUCCCUUCAUAUUGGCAAUGGCUUCAAAAGAUCAAGCUCCCUGAGUACACCAGGGAAGCUCUCUGCGCUCCCACCUGCCCUCGCGUUCAUUUGUCUCCUGCAGGGGGCAGCACCAUCCUGUACAACUGUUCCACCUGCGAGAGCUUUGACGUGCUCUGUUGGCCACAAAAGCGCUGCUUCCCAGGAAGUCAUGAUCUUUGGGAAGCUAGGAUUCUGCUCCUCUCUGUCUUUGGAUCUGUCCUGCUCCUGGGUGUCCUGAGCCUCGUGGUGGAGUCCCACCUCCUCAAAGCAAAAAAUGACUUAUGAAGACGCUGACAGAUCCCAGCC
Messenger RNA from Rhinolophus ferrumequinum (greater horseshoe bat), 576 nucleotides. It is a transcript of the gene TMEM95, whose product is annotated as transmembrane protein 95. The record is from RefSeq and is a predicted model, not a curated record. Gene Ontology annotation, biological process: fusion of sperm to egg plasma membrane involved in single fertilization. NCBI's taxonomy places the organism in Eukaryota, Metazoa, Chordata, Mammalia, Chiroptera, Rhinolophidae. The coding region runs from base 1 to 555 and encodes 184 amino acids. Gene Ontology annotation, cellular component: sperm plasma membrane; acrosomal membrane. The transcript has 7 exons.